UUCAUGUACUGUUGCUGUUAGUUCAGCGCUGUGUGCGAGAUGAUUACAUUACGCGACAGCUGGACUUUGACCGGUCAGCGUCCGGCAGAAAGUUAAGUCACCAGUUCACACUGGAAACCAAUAAUGUGGUUUCACUUCUUUUUGCCUGUGUAAAACAUUGAUGUUAAAUACAUUCCAUCAGAAUGGACAACAGAAGAAAGGAUUUUAACGGCCUGCAGAGAACAACAAAAGGGGACAAACGCUUCCUUCCAGAGCUGAGGAUCGUCCUUCUGGGUCACGACUGGCUGGAGAAGAGCUUGACAGGAAACACCAUCCUCGGCCGCCAGAUGUUUGACGUCAGCAGAGACGUGAAGAUGUGCGUUAGGAGGCAGCGGGUUCUCGACAGCGGACGUAAAGUCAUAGUGGUGAACACCCCCGAAAGGUGGAUCCACUACUCUGUCGCAGACCCGGGCUUGUUGACCGUAAACAUGGCGGCCUGCAUGGACAUGUGUUCACCGGGGCCGCAUGUCUUCCUUAUGGUCAUCCCUCUCAGCUCCCACAGAGGCAAGGAGUGGACGGUAGAAGGACCCCUGGAGCUCAUUCACGACAACCUGUGGAGAAACACAGUGAUAAUAUUCACCAGGCAUGAGAAGCUGAGGGGCUCGUCUGUGGACGGCUUCAUUGCAAGCCACGGGUUUCUCAAGGGCGCUUUGGAGAAAUGCCAACACAGAUACCACCUGUUGGACACAAGCACUUGGGGGGAAGGUGACGACACACAGGUAGUGGAGCUGUUGCAGAAGGCGGAUGCAGUGGUGGCUGGAAACAGGGCGGCGGGAGGAGCUGGUUAUGUGGCCACAAAUGAAAAACUCCUGAAGAUCACUGAGGACGAACAGAAAGAGAUCGAAGCCAGGGCAAAACUGAGGCAAACGAAGGUGCAGAUGACCAGGCGCACACUCAGAUCAGUGAGAGGGCCGUCCUCCUGUCUUUCUACACCUCAGCUAGUGAUUGUGGGGCCAAAGCACGCUGGGAAAAGCUCCGCAGGGAACACCCUUCUUGGUGAGAAGGCGUUUCCUGCUGGACAUCCAGCAUCACGGUGCAUGAAGAGGCAAGGUAGCGUCUGCUCGAAGCGGGUCACUGUGGUCAAGUGUCCCGGCUGGCAUGGCAGAUACUGCCCAGAGAACACUCCAGAGGAGCUCCUGCAGCAGAUCAGCACGAGUGUUUCCCUGUGUGCCCCCUUCCCUCACGCUGUGCUGGUGGUCGUACGCAGCGACGAGACCUUCACUGAAACCGACCGACUGCGAGUGGAGGAACACGUGAGCGUCUUUGGAGUUUGGAUGUGGAUGCGGACGUUUGUGUUGUUCACCUGGGGAGACAAACUGGGAGCCACUCCCAUUGAGGAGCACAUUGAGCGAUGGCCGGCUCUUCAGCGGCUGGUGGACAAAUGCGGGAACAGGUACCACGUUGUUGAUAACACAAACAAAGUUGGAGACGUUCAGGUCAGAGAACUCCUGGAAAGGGUCGAGGAGAUGCAGGUGUUGAAUGACCCCGAAAACCUGCUCAGUGCUUUCAUGAAACUCCAAAACACCAACGCAGAGCUAGACCAAAGAUCUAAAAGCAUGAAAAAACAGAUGAGGAGGGUGAAGGUCAAGAACGACCUCCUGAUGCAUAGGGUCAAUGAGAUGGAGAAGCUCAUAGAAGCUCUAAAAAGGAAGCGUGAGAUGGAAAAAGAGAUAGAAGAGAAGAAGGAGGCUGAGAGGAACAAUGAUGAGCUCAAACAAUUUCUUAUGGAAAAAGAUAGAAUGAUAGCAAACCUGAGUGAAAGGUGUGUGGAGAAAGAGGAGGCCGUAAAAGCUACAGAGCAAAGCAGCAACGCAGCGAAGACGGCGCUACAGGAAGAAUUACAGGAGCGAGAGCGAGACGCGGCAGCUCUAAGGAAGCUGUGUGAGAGGAAGGAGAAAGAUCUGGAGCAGAUCGUGAGCAAGCACAAGAGAUGCGCGAGCGAACUCAGCGAGACCAUAAGAAAGCUGGAGAGAGAGAAUGAAGAUACGAGGAGAAUGUUAAAAGCUACGAUCGAAGGGGUGCAGAAGCUCCAGGAGAAAAAAGGAAGUGGGAGCGCGAACGAGGCCAAGAAUGAGGACUUUAAGGCAGGUCAGACCCUCAGGAGAACAAAGGUGAACCUCAGGCCACUGGAGGUUGGUCACCGACACAAAUGGACCUUCACAGUGGGUCAACAAGGAGACGCUGUCAAACCCUUUCUAGAGACAAAGCACAGAAGGGACAACGAUAACAAGGGUUCUGCAGACCGAGCCUGCCAGCUGACGGGUGAGUGGACCCUGUCAUGGCUCAGCGCUGGAGGAGCCGCUCUGGGAGCCGCUUUCGGCGUCUGGGCAGGUUUGAGCAGCAGGUCAGCGUUCGGGGCCGCGCUCGGAGCUCUGCUGGGAAACUUAGUGGCCCAAGGAGUCAGGCUCCAGCAGAGGAAGAUGGAGUCAGAGGCUGGCAGCAAGUGGGACAACAGCCCAUAGAGCCAUGUGAUAAACAACGCAGUGUUUGGAUGAAGCAGGAAAAGCGAUUCUGAAAGGAUGUGAACGACAGCACGAUCACUGUGUCUAUUACACUUUACACAUAUUUAUAUAUGAUUUGGUAACUGUACAACAAUAGAAAUAAAGGGAGGGAGGGAGGACUGGGUGGGAAAGUGGAAGACGACUGUAAUAUUAAAAGGCAGCUCAGGUAUGAUUAAAUGGCACUGUUACUUGAUGAAACAAGUAAUCUUCUUUAAUUAAUUUACUCAGAACUUAAUUCUAACAACGUGCAUAAUGAUUCUGUGAAUCAACAUCACAGUAAAUGUUCUCUCAUUUCUUAUUUCUGUCUUAAAGUGACAAAUGAACAAAUUGAACAACUGAGGUUUCAGAGAUGAACAAAUUGACGACAUACUUUAUGUAUUAUACAUAAAUGUGCACCUGUUAAUUAUAAAGCAUUAUUAUUAAUUUUAUUAGAUCAGCACAUAAUAAGACUGUGUCUGAUUUCAACACUGUUUACCCAGCUAAGCUGUGGUUUAGUGAAUGUGAAGGGGUUAAAUCUUUCCUAACAGCUAUGACCACCUUUUUUAAAUCAUAUUGCUCAUAUAAAAAUAUUAUUGCUAGAUGUUUAAACAUCAAAAAUAUCAUUGUCUAUCUGCUGUUGGACCAGUACACGAGGAAGCUUCAACUAAAUCCCAUUGUAUUUUUAGUUAAUUAAAGCAAUAUUGAGGACGGACAGACUGACAGAUGAGGGUAUUAAGGUUUUAAUAGGUAUAAAGCUCAAAGGUUACACAGAGCUCAACAAGGAGAUGAUCAGGCUGCAAUGAGUUAUAACAAUAAAAACAUCUUUCUGAAGUGCCCGCUGUAAUAAAUAUGCAGCUUGAACUGAACUGAACCCAAAACAAAAUGAGAGAAAGAAGAGAAACUCCAUUACUUUUCUAUAGAAACAUAGAUGCUGUGCAUAAAUCACAAAAAAAAAGACCAAGUCUGUUAAUAUCUCAGGCCUAAACUCACUGCACCAUCCUGCACAGAGAACCAGUUCUGUUGCUCAGUCAUGAUCAUCAUACAGUAUUAACAGAGUUUGUUCAUAUCUGCUGAGGUUGAUUUAGUUUCAAAAUGUCUUUUGGUUUGAGAACUUUUAGUACAAACAAAAUUCGGUUUCGUAUUUUUGUUAAUUUCAAUCCAUAAAUAAGCGGAUUGAUUAUUUGAGGAAAAAUGAGAAAUUCUAUUGCCAAGAAAUUCUGAGCAUGUUGUGGCAAAUUCUUUGAACCAAACAGUGUGUACAACAAAUCAAAAAGUAAAGAUAUAGUGAAAAUAGUUAGAGCAAACACGUGUGGCACACACGUCUGAAUGAACUUAUUCAUGUUUUCUCUGGAUUUUAAGCAGGUCUUAAUCAUUUGUAUGUAAGUCCACACAACAAAGGCAGCAUGACCUGUAAAAAUAGAACUGUUAACAGCUGGAACAAUAGUCUUUGCUAUGGAGGGAGAACAAGCAAGGUUAAUAAGUAAAAUGUUAACACAGUAGAUCUUU
Molecule: messenger RNA, 4025 nt
Organism: Betta splendens (Siamese fighting fish)
Lineage: Eukaryota; Metazoa; Chordata; Actinopteri; Anabantiformes; Osphronemidae
Product: GTPase IMAP family member 8-like
Exons: 5
Coding region: 183-2501 (772 amino acids)
Molecular function (GO): GTP binding
Source: RefSeq, a predicted model, not a curated record